GCGGGCGAGGCCGGCCAUGGAGCCCCUGCGGAGGGCCCACGAGGCCGCGCUCCGGCUGCUGCUGUGCGGGCCCUGGGCCUCGGGCGCCGCCUCCCGCCCGAAGCCCCGCGCCUCGGAGGUGCUGACGCUGCACCUGCUGCAGCGGCGCCUGCCGCACUGGACCUCCUUCUGCGUGCCCUACAGCGCUGUCCGCAACGACCAGUUCGGCCUCUCGCACUUCAACUGGCCGGUGCAGGGCGCCAACUACCACGUCCUGCGUACCGGCUGCUUCCCCUUCAUCAAGUACCACUGCUCCAAGGCCCCCUGGCAGGACCUGGCCGGGCAGGACCGGUUCUUCACAGCGCUCAAGGUCGUCAACCUGGGUAUUCCAACUUUAUUGUAUGGACUUGGAUCCUGGUUAUUUGCUAGAGUCACAGAGACUGUGCAUACCAGUUAUGGGCCAAUAACAGUUUACUUUCUAAAUAAAGAAGAUGAAGGUGCCAUGUAUUGAAGGGUGGGCCUUGGAGAACAUAAAAUAUCAGUGGAUUUUC
This is a messenger RNA of Hyaena hyaena (striped hyena), 530 nucleotides long. It is a transcript of the gene CUNH15orf61, whose product is annotated as chromosome unknown C15orf61 homolog. The record is from RefSeq and is a predicted model, not a curated record. The coding region runs from base 17 to 490 and encodes 157 amino acids. NCBI's taxonomy places the organism in Eukaryota, Metazoa, Chordata, Mammalia, Carnivora, Hyaenidae. The transcript is spliced from 2 exons.